AUGGCCACUCCAGAUCGGGAGGCGCUUUCACCUGAGAAUGCUCCGCAGUUAUCAUAUCUCAACAACGGAAGUGCCGCUCGCAACGAUCAGGCUAGCGCAUCGCCCUCGCAGACAUUCGGGACCUCCGAGCAGAGUCCGGUCAAUACACAGAAAGAUCCCAUACUAUCGCCAAUACAGUCCGACCUCCAUCCACCUGCUGCGCCAGUCGGUAACUUUGUCGGCCAAACACCCAUGGCCCAGUCCGUCCCUGCGCAACCCAAGCCUCGCAUUGUCGGCGGGUUUGAAGUUGAUGAUGACCCUGAGGAUGAGGAAGGCGCGCAAGACGAGAAGGAUGAUGCUGAUGUCUAUGACCCCUCUGUGGGCAUGGACUUCGAUGCCCCAACACCUGCUGAUGACUCUGCAAACCAAAUCUCCACCUCGCUUGAUAGAAGUUCCCAGUCACCAGAAAAAGAAAAUGGAAUCACUCCUGCUCCUGUCCAGGCCACUGGUAGUCCUGCUGACGCUGACCUUUCUUCUUCCACUCCUGCCCCAGGUGCCAGUACUGAACUGCAUGCUCCGCGCGCAGCAACUGCGACACCUUCUCACACUGUCCCUGAUCCUCCAGCUCAGCUUGCUCCACCCCAUCCUCAUGUGAACGGCCUUGUUGCUCCAGGCUUGCCCAAGUCUCGACUUGCUCAUGAUGUGGUUGGAAUCCUGGAAGAUCGCAUCAAAGAUGACCCUCGUGGUGAUAUUGAUGCCUAUCUUGAACUAAUCGACGAAUUCAAGAUUCGAAACAAACAAGAAGACGCCCGCCGAGUGUACGAGGAGUACUUGAAAGUCUUUCCCUUUGCUGCUGAUCAAUGGUGCGCCUAUGUGAAGUUUGAGGAGGAGCACGAUCGCAUGCGCCCUAUGGAGACUCUCUUCAAUCGAUCUCUUCUGGAAGUCCUUGAUGUUCCUCUCUGGUCCCUGUACAUCAAUUACAUCCGCCGACGAAAUAGCAUGCAGACGGGUGAUGUAGCCAGAUCGUAUGGCAUCAUCAACGACUCGUUUUCUUUCGCUCUCAAGACCAUCGGGAUGGACAAAGAGUCGGGCCCAUUAUGGCAGGACUAUAUCAACUUCCUGAAGACCGGGCCAGGGACUGUCGGUGGUACUGGUUGGCAAGAUGCAGCAAAGGUCGAUACUCUUCGCGCAGCCUAUCAAAAGGCAAUUGCUGUCCCCACGGCAGCAACAACAGCUCUCUGGAAAGAGUAUGAUGCAUUUGAGACAGGGCUGAGCAAGAUAAACGGUCGAAAAUACCUCCAGGAGAAAUCCCCUGUCUACAUGACUGCGAGGACUGCAUACACGCAACUGCAGAACUUGACGAGGGACCUCAAGCGAACCUCAAAACCACGUCUGCCACCAGCAGCCGGCUUUGAAGGUCAUGCCGAGUAUAUGCAGCAGGUCGGCCUGUGGAAGCAGUGGAUUGAAUGGGAGAAAGAAGACAACCUCGUCCUCAAGGAUGAAGAUCUUUCUCUGUACCGGAGUCGCAUUCUCUUCACAUAUAAGCAAGCCCUCAUGGCACUACAAUUUUGGCCAGAAAUGUGGUACGAUGCGGUUGAUUUCUGUUUGACCAACGGCCUUGAAACCGAUGGGAUGAAACUUCUCAACCACGGCAUUGCGGCCAACCCUGAAUCGCCUCUUCUAGCUUUCAAACUUGCAGACCGUAUUGAGGCGUCGACUCAAAACGAUGAAAGCGCUGACCCCGGCGCCAAAGAGCGGAUGAAGAAGAUUCGCGAACCGUACGACAGAUUACUCGAUGCGAUCUACGAAUUGAUCAAAAAGGUCUCCGCACGCGAAAAACAAGAUGUGCAGAGGAUAGAGCUUGCUGCCGCUAGCAACGCAGAAGGAGAUGGCAAUGGCGACGACGAUAUCAACGCCUCUAACGUCGCAGCCAAGAAAGCCGCCCUCGACAAUCAGAUCGCGGUGAUCAAGAAGGGGGCUCAAGCACAGACGGACGUUCUCAGCCGGAUGGUUUCACAUGCGUGGCUUGCAUUGAUGCGCUCGACGCGACGAGUCCAAGGCAAAGGACCUCCAGGCGAAAAAGGACCGCAAGGGUUUCGGCUUAUCUUUACUGAAGCACGCAAACGAGGUAAACUCACAAGCGACUUCUAUGUGGAAUCGGCACGCAUCGAAUGGCAAUGUUACCGAGAUCCUGCUGGCACAAAGAUACUUGAGCGCGGCAUGAAGCUGUUUCCCGAGGACGACUACCUGCCGCUUCAGUAUAUUCAACAUCUCUUCGAUAUUCAAGACGUUACGAAUGCACGAGCAGUCUUCGAGACGACUGUCAAACGACUCCUCGGCCACGAAGAUCCUGAACAAACUGCCAAAGCUAAACCGCUCUUUGCGUUCAUGCACAAUUAUGAAUCCAAGUACGGUGAAUUGGCCCAGGUUCAGGCCCUCGAAGAGAGGAUGAGGAAGCAUUUCCCAGAAGAUCCGACGCUCAAGCUCUUCUCCAGUCGAUACAGCACUCCCUUGUUCGACACCAUCCAUGUCCAUCCCAUCAUUUCUCCCCAACAGGUCCGGCCCCUGCAGUCGCACGUCCUCCCGUCCGUGGAAACGUCGACGGAAAUGGUGAAUUCUCCCAUCCAGAAAGUCAUUGACGCGAUUACAACACAUUCUCCUAAGCGACCAUUCCCCGACGACUUGGAUGAUAGCGGCGGGCCACGCAAGAUGGCGCGUGGCGAAUCUCCGCUGAAGGGAGCAGCCGGUCGCCGCAUGAAUCAGCAACAGCAGCAACGCCAGGUAAACGCGCCUGCUACGCUACCUUCGUUCCCUCCAGUUCCUCAGCCUUUGCCACCGGGGAUCGCCUAUAUCCUGAGCAUCCUGCCAAAGGCUUCGACCUACGUCGAAACUCGAUUUGACGCGGUCAAGAUGAUGGAGUUGAUCCGCGACAUUAAGCUACCUGCGCCAUCCGCUAUUUCGAGCCAAACCCUCCAACCGCCGCCCUCACAGCCGCAACCUGGCUGGCCGCCGUAUCCACCCAUGCCGCCGCAGGGCUUCUCGCCGCCACCAAACGUUACACAAGGUCAAUACGGAGCGGCACCCUUUCGAUACGCAUAA
Cladophialophora carrionii CBS 160.54 is the source of this 3078-nucleotide messenger RNA. RefSeq lists its product as uncharacterized. Gene Ontology annotation, cellular component: nucleus. Lineage: Eukaryota; Fungi; Ascomycota; Eurotiomycetes; Chaetothyriales; Herpotrichiellaceae. The transcript has 4 exons. The coding region runs from base 1 to 3078 and encodes 1025 amino acids. Gene Ontology annotation, molecular function: mRNA binding; protein binding. Gene Ontology annotation, biological process: mRNA 3'-end processing. The record is from RefSeq and is a predicted model, not a curated record.